UGGCUUCUUGGUAUCUUGAAAGGGGGUGCUCAGCAGGAGAAAGCCGCUCUGCAUUCCUGGGCAGCCGUCCUAUUUACAGACUGUUGUGGCUCCCUGGCAGCUGCCACAGUCCCCGAGGCCAGAGGCAGUUCCUUGAGGCCUCCAGCUGCUGUUUCGGUCAUGUGUUUUGGGCCCUUUUCCUUAGAGAUCCUGGCCGGGCCAACACAGGUUUCUUAUCAGCUUCCACACUGCGGAGCCGCAGCUCUCAGAGAUCAGCAAGGUUUCCUGCCGGGAGAAAAGGAUUUGAAGCAUUCCAGCCACAAUGACGGACAGGAGCCCCUUCGAAACUGACAUGCUCACCCUGACCCGCUAUGUAAUGGAAAAGGGGCGUCAGGCCAAAGGGACGGGGGAGCUCACCCAGCUGCUGAACUCCAUGCUGACGGCCAUCAAAGCCAUCUCCUCGGCCGUGCGCAAGGCUGGCCUGGCCCACCUGUUUGGAAUCGCAGGAAGCGUGAACGUGACGGGAGACGAGGUGAAGAAACUGGACGUGCUAUCCAAUUCCCUGGUGAUCAACAUGCUCCAGUCCUCCUACAGCACCUGCGUCUUGGUCUCAGAAGAGAAUAAGGACGCCAUCAUCACCACCAAGGAGAAGAGGGGGAAAUACGUGGUCUGCUUUGACCCACUGGAUGGAUCUUCCAAUAUUGACUGCCUGGCGUCCAUCGGAACCAUCUUUGCCAUCUACAGAAAGACCUCGGAGGAUGAGCCUUCUGAAAAGGAUGCCCUGCAGCCUGGCCGCAAUAUUGUGGCUGCAGGUUACGCGCUGUAUGGUAGCGCAACCCUGGUGGCUCUUUCCACGGGGCAAGGUGUGGACCUCUUCAUGCUUGACCCGGCUCUUGGUGAAUUUAUCCUGGUGGAAAAAGACGUGAAGAUUAAGAAGAAAGGAAAGAUUUACAGCCUGAAUGAGGGCUAUGCCAAGUAUUUUGAUGCGGCCACCACUGCGUAUUUGCAGAAAAAGAAAUUCCCCGAGGAUGGCAGUGCUCCCUAUGGGGCCAGGUAUGUGGGCUCCAUGGUGGCCGACGUGCACCGCACCCUGGUCUAUGGAGGAAUCUUCAUGUACCCAGCCAACCAGAAGAGCCCUAAGGGCAAGCUCCGGCUCCUGUAUGAAUGCAAUCCUGUGGCUUACAUCAUUGAGCAGGCAGGAGGCUUGGCGACCACAGGGACCCAGCCAGUACUGGACAUACAGCCCGAGGCAAUUCACCAGCGAGUCCCCCUCAUUCUGGGGUCCCCAGAGGAUGUACAGGAAUAUCUGACCUGCAUGCAGAAAACCCAGGCAUGCAGCUAGCGGGUUUGACCCCACACACUCUCUUGUCUAAAUACCCUAAAGGAGUGAUUAAACAGAGAUGGUAGCGAUGAGAAUCAAAGGGCAAAUCCACCUAAUAACAUACAGGAGAGCAACAACAAACUGCUUAUGAAGAUUUGGAAGCCACAGGCAAUUCUGUGGCCCAUGUGAAGGGCUAGAAAUAAAAACCCACAUGUGGAAAGAG
Messenger RNA from Saimiri boliviensis boliviensis (Bolivian squirrel monkey), 1523 nucleotides. RefSeq names its product fructose-bisphosphatase 2 (gene FBP2). Gene Ontology annotation, molecular function: fructose 1,6-bisphosphate 1-phosphatase activity. Gene Ontology annotation, cellular component: cytosol; cytoplasm. Gene Ontology annotation, biological process: gluconeogenesis; fructose 6-phosphate metabolic process; fructose 1,6-bisphosphate metabolic process. The record is from RefSeq and is a predicted model, not a curated record. NCBI's taxonomy places the organism in Eukaryota, Metazoa, Chordata, Mammalia, Primates, Cebidae.